Pocillopora verrucosa is the source of this 2454-nucleotide messenger RNA. Lineage: Eukaryota; Metazoa; Cnidaria; Anthozoa; Scleractinia; Pocilloporidae. The record is from RefSeq and is a predicted model, not a curated record.
AUGCACGCCGCAAAAGAAUAUACUGAUGAGCAACUAAACUAUUACAAGAUUUGUCACGUCACAACUGAUAUCCUAACCGAAGGUUUGCGAACAAUUUUCAAACAAGAAUGGGACAGUCGUUACGGGAAGACUCUUGGAGAAUGGAGAGAUGAUCCUAGUAACGGGAAAGACUUUUACCGUAAAGAGUCCCCGCGAAACCAAAGGAGGAACAAGCAUAUGUUGUCCACCAUGAUUAAGGGAAAUAGAGCGGAAUGGGAUUGUACUAUGUUGUUUUACGCUAUUCUCUACUCAGAUUGCAUCUACAGUCUAAAUACGGUGGUGAAGACGAAUAUCGAUGGUCUCAGAAAAUUUCGCAAUGAAGAGUUUGCUCAUAUGCCACAAGGCCAACUUUCGAAGUUCGACUUUCAAAAUGCUACUGCCAAAGUAUUUGCUGCAUUCCAAGCACUAGGUCUUUCCACUGUAGAAAUUCAAGAGAUCACAAACCAAAAGACGUUUCCGACAGAGCAGUUAAGAGAUCUCCUAGACAAAGUGAAAGACUUAAAGAAAGACUUGGACAAAAAAGAGAAAGACAACAAUGACCUUGAAGAUCAGCUGAAGAAGAUAGAGAGUCAACGCCAGGAUCUGGAAGAUCAGCUGAUGGAAACAGGAAAACAACAAAUUUGUCUUGAGGAUCAGCUCAAGGAAACUGAAAAACAACUACAGGUUCUUAAAAAUAAGAUUAAAGAAACAGAAGAACAACGAAUGGGCCUUGAGGAUCUCUUACAGAAAAAAGAAAAUGAACUACAAGAAGCAGAAGAGAAACGCAGGAACCUUACAGACCAGCUUAAGACAACAGAAGAACGACAAAGAAACCUUAGAGAUAACUUAAAGGAAACAGAAGAGAGACGAAAGAGCCUUGAAGAUCAGUUACAAGAGAAAGAAAAACAACUGAAGAGCCUUGAAGAUCAGCUGAAGAAAUCCGAACUUCAACGACAGGUUCUUUCAGAACAACUACUGAACGACACCUCCCCGUUUUGCAUUCUUCCUCCUAAACCUUCACACGACAUAGCAAGUCGCGAUGUUGAGGCUGCUGAUAUCACAAAACAACUGCAGGAGUUAAAGCGAGCUGAUGCGAGCAACUUAAGUAUCUUGUAUAUUUCCGGGAAUCCUGGCAGCGGUAAAUCCCAACUGGCAGGUCUUGUAGCCAAGAGAUUUUACGAGAAAGCCCAAGAAGAUUCCUGCUCCGAAGUGUUUGUAAUGACAAUGAAUUCCGAGACGCUAGGCACACUUUUGGAUUCUUACAUCACGUUCGCUCGACAAAUAAAGUGCCCCGAAGAUGCGAUUACACAAAUCCAUAUCUCCAAAGAUUUGACGACAAAGGACAAGAUUAACAGCAUGAUAUCCUUAAUCAGCUCAAAGAUUGGUCAGUACGAAUCCUGGCUUCUGUUGGCUGACAACGUGAAAAACCUAUCUGAAAUGCAUGUUUAUUUACCCCAGCAAGGACAUGGACAGUGGGGAAGGGGGUAUCUGUUGAUCACAACCCAAGAUAAUACAUGUAUACCGUUGAAAAGCACUUCCAUUCGACACAUCUCAGUAAGCGAGGGUAUGCAGUCCCAAGAGGCGUGUUCUUUGUUGGCCCUGAUUUCUGGUAUCAGCGAUAGUGAGAUAGAAGAACUAGUAGCUAGAGAACUCGACUACCAACCUCUUGCUUUAGCAAGCACAGCCACCUAUGUGAAGCAACUCCGACAGAGCAAACGUUUCUCAGAGUUUGGAUGGAAUGACUAUCUGAGGAAAGUGGAGGAAGGGCAACGUGAUGCGACAGAGACUCUACUUACAGAGACCAACCCAUGUUACAAGAAAUCGAUGACAACAGCAACAACACUGGCUGUUAAAGAAGUGAUGCAAUCAGACGGUAUCAUAGAUCAUGCAUUCAGUUUUCUCUCCCUCCUUUCGUCACAGCCCUUGAAUGUGGAUAUCGUCGUGAAUUAUAUCAUAAGCGUCGAUAAAGGAAUAAAAGACGAAGAGAUGAUAAUCAUGAAACUCCAAAGAUGUUCGUUAAUUUUAACACAUGAAGAUGAGUUUGGUUUCCACAUCCGGAUACAUCAGGUUGUCCGUGAGGUCGUAAAGUCUUUGAUUAAGGGCUAUCCGGAGAGCCGGCACAUGAAAACUUUGAAUAGCGCUGUUGCGGCGUUUAACCAGUUCAUAGAUGACAACUUACCGAAGGAAUCGUCAGAUUCAAUUUUUCAAAGUUACGCCCUUGCCCUACAUUUAAAACAUUUCAUUCUUAGUUCUGAAAACGACAUUUUACAGGAAGCCGAGGAGUGUCAUGUUCCUGCCACUAACUACCGUUCCCGGAAACGUGCAGGUGGAGAUAGUCUUGCUGCAGUUAUAAACGAUAGGUUCGAUGCCUUGAGUCAAAGCUCGUUUGAAAGUAGUGUGAAAUCCUCUAAAAAGCGAAAGACAAAUAACGAGUGA